AUGGAAACUUUAUUCAAUGGCGGAACAAUAUCGUCAGGACCAUUGGUCAGUUACGCACCCUUCCUAGACGAGGCAGGGGUAAUGAGAAGUGGAGGACGUUUGAAGAAAGCCAUGUCAGUACCAUGGACUACAAGAACGCCAAUAUUGCUCCCACAAAAGCAUCCAUAUACAUAUUUGAUCGUGAAAGCAACACACGAAAGAUAUUUCCACCACGGCGAAAACACCGUCAUAGCAGCAUUACGGCAGAAGUAUUGGAUACUGCAUAUAAGAACAGUAUUAGCAAACGUCAAGAAGAAUUGCAAUAGGUGCAAAAUACGACGUGCAACUCCGGUAGAGCCGAUGAUGGCAGAUUUACCACAUUUCCGCACAGAAGCGCAUAUACCUCCAUUUACAAACUGCGGAGUAGAUUACUUCGGACCUUUCGAAGUAGCGGUAAAGAGAUCGCUCGAGAAGAGAUGGGGCGUCAUAUUCACCUGUCUCUCAACAAGAGCAGUACAUAUUGAGAUGGCAGAAAAUCUCAGUACUGAUGCGUUCAUGGUCGUGUUAAGGAACUUCCAGAACCGAAGAGGAAAGGUCACCAGUAUCUACAGCGACAACGGAACGAACUUCGUUGGAGCAGAGCGAGAGUUAAAGUCGCUAGUCAAUGAAAUCAACGAGAAGAUGGGCAAAAAUGAAGCAGCAAAAAUGGAAAUCCAGUGGAGAUUCAACCCACCUUCAGCACCACAUUUUGGAGGCGCUUGGGAGAGAUUAAUAAGAAACGUCAAAGUAGCACUAGCAGAGAUCCUGAAAGUUUGGGGUAGGAGCAAGCCAUCAGCAGCAACGUUGCAAGCUGCAUUCAUCCAAGCGGAAUUUUUAGUCAACUCUCGACCGUUGACACACAUACCAGUCUCCUGCAUCGACGAUGAAGUGUUGACGCCAUUCCACGCGUUAAUAGGAAGAGCAGGAGAGUAUGCCCCACCGUAUGCACCAACGACCAGUCAGUAUGACACAGCGCAAUGGAGACGCAUUCAACAUUAUUCCAAGUUGUUUUGGAACCGAUGGAAGAAGGAGUACUUACCAACUCUGUUAAAGCGUAAUAAAAAUACGCAGAAAGUAGAACCGAUCAAAGUCAACGACAUCGUCUUAAUCACGGACGACGACGCACCACCAGGAAAAUGGCUUAAAGGACGAGUCAUCGAAACGUUUGUGGCGAGCGACGGGCAAGUUCGCCAAGCAAAGAUCCAAACCGCGAAAGGUGUCCUGAAACGACCGGCAGUUAAAAUUGCAGUACUGGACAUUAUCAAGGGAAAUGAUCCAGCCAUCAACUAA
This is a messenger RNA of Toxorhynchites rutilus septentrionalis, 1308 nucleotides long. RefSeq lists its product as uncharacterized. The transcript has a single exon. The coding region runs from base 1 to 1308 and encodes 435 amino acids. The record is from RefSeq and is a predicted model, not a curated record. Gene Ontology annotation, molecular function: nucleic acid binding. Gene Ontology annotation, biological process: DNA integration. Lineage: Eukaryota; Metazoa; Arthropoda; Insecta; Diptera; Culicidae.